This is a messenger RNA of Hippocampus comes (tiger tail seahorse), 5249 nucleotides long. Its product is annotated as vinculin-like. Gene Ontology annotation, molecular function: structural molecule activity; actin filament binding. Bases 298 to 3783 code for a protein of 1161 amino acids. Lineage: Eukaryota; Metazoa; Chordata; Actinopteri; Syngnathiformes; Syngnathidae. The transcript has 25 exons. Gene Ontology annotation, cellular component: actin cytoskeleton. Gene Ontology annotation, biological process: cell adhesion. The record is from RefSeq and is a predicted model, not a curated record.
GCAUGUGCGUGCAGCGUGAGCGCGCACCCGUACCGAGCCUCCUCCUCUGCACAGGCACGGAGCAAGCUGCGUCUUCGCCGUGAUUGGGCGGAGGGCGGUGAUUCCUUCUGGCACGACUAGGGUAGACCCACCGGAGGGACCCGAGUCCAGCUUUUAACCGUCAGAGCGGACGUGGGUGAUGCUCCUCUCGCGAGUUAGGAGAGAAUAAAAAGCAAGAAAGGAGGGUUUCUUUGCAAGGAAGCCACCGACCAUCUUUGUGUGUGUGUGUGUUGGGGGCUGCGGUAAAAGUCGGUGACCAUGCCGGUGUUUCACACCAAGACCAUCGAGAGUAUCCUGGAGCCGGUGGCCCAGCAGAUCUCUCACCUGGUCAUCAUGCACGAAGAAGGCGAGGUGGACGGGAAAGCCAUCCCGGACCUGUCCCUACCGGUGCAGGCGGUGCAGGCUGCAGUCAGCAACCUUGUGCGGGUUGGGAAGGAAACAGUUCAAACCACCGAGGACCAGGUGAUGAAGAGAGACAUGCCCCCCGCGUUCAUCAAGGUGGAGAACUCGUCUUCUAAACUGGUCCAAGCGGCUCAGAUGCUGAAGACGGACCCCUACUCGGUCCCUGCUCGAGAUUACCUCAUCGACGGAUCCAGAGGGAUUUUGUCAGGCACAUCUGACCUGCUGCUUACGUUCGAUGAGGCCGAGGUGCGUAAGAUUAUCCGCGUGUGCAAAGGUAUUCUGGAGUAUCUGACAGUAUCUGAAGUGGUGGAGACUAUGGAGGACCUCGUCACGUACACUAAAAACCUGGGACCAGGGAUGACCAAGAUGUCAAAGAUGAUAGAGGAGAGACAACAGGAGCUGACACACCAGGAGCACAGACAGAUGCUCGUCAACUCCAUGAGCACGGUCAAAGAGCUGCUGCCCGUCCUGAUAUCAGCGAUAAAAAUUUUCGUGGCAACCAAGAGCGGGCGCGGCGCCGGCUUGGAGGAGGCCGAGAGGAACCGCCGCUUUACCUUUGAGAAGAUGAGCGGCGAGAUCACUGAGAUCAUCAGAGUCUUACAGCUCACCACGUGGGACGAAGACGCCUGGGCCAACAAGAAGGAUAUGGAAGCACUGAAGAGAUCUUUGGCCUUGAUUGAAUCGAAGAUGAUCCAAGCGAAAAGUUGGCUGAAAGACCCGUACGGACAACCAGGAGAACCGGGUGAGGUCGCAUUGCGAGUGAUUCUGGACGAGGCGGGAAAGGUGGGAGAGCUUUGUGCUGGGAAGGAAAGGAAGGAUAUCUUGGCGACACACAAGGCUUUGGGACAAAUGACCGACCAGAUUGCAGAUCUUCGAGUCAGAGGCCAGGGUCCGAGCCAGGCGUGUGUGCAGCGUGCAAGUCAAUGCUCUCAGGGCUUAGACUUGUUAUUGGGCAAAGUGGAAAAUGCUGCUCGCAGACUGGAGGCUCUUAUCAAUGCCAAGCAAGCCAUCGCUAGGAGACUGGAUGCUGCCCAGGCCUGGUUGGCUGACCCGAAUGGCGGUCUGGAGGGCGAAGAGAACAUCAGGGCGCUACUCGCAGAGGCCAAACGCAUUGCCGACCUGUGUGAAGACCCCAAAGACAGGGACGACAUUCUGCGUUCCAUCAGUGAGAUUGCAGGCCUCACCUCCAGACUUGUUGAGCUUCGCAAACAGGUCAGAGCGCAGACUUGUGUCACCAAUACCUGGCACAUUUUCCCUGCAUGGAGGUUAUGUUGUUGCCUCUCAACUUUAGGCACCCGUCCUGCAAUAAGAGGGAAAGGUGACAGUCCGGAAACUCGUGCCUUGGCAAAACAGAUUGGGGCGGCCCUACUGACCUUGCAGGCCAAGACCAAUCGAGCUGUGGCCAACAUGAGGCCCGCCAAGCCUGCGGUCACUCUGGAGGGCAAAAUGGAGCAAGCGCUGCGCUGGGUCGCAAACCCCGGAGUGGAUGACAGAGGUGUAGAGUGUGAGAGACUAGAGUGGAACACAGGUCAGGCGGCUAUCAGAGGGAUGGUUGGAGAAGGCAGGAGGCUGGCAGGAGGCCUCUUGGGGCCGUACCGCCAGGACCUGAUGGGACGUUGUGACCGAGCAGAGGCUCUCAUGACAUCCUUGGCAGACAUGGCUGGCAGGGGGGAAGCCGAGGCCCCGCAGACUCGAGUGACUGCUGCGCAGCUACAUGAUGGCCUUAAGGACCUGAGGCAGAAAAUGCAGGAGGUGAUGACCCAGGAAGUAUCCGAUGUCUUCAGUGACACCACAACGCCAAUCAAAUUGCUGGCCGUGUCUGCGACCGCACCCCCGGAUGCCCCCAACAGAGAGGAGGUUUUUGAGGAGCGUGCUGGGAAUUUUGAGGCCCACGCAGGUCGUCUGGGGGCAACAGCUGAGAAGGCGGCUGCUGUGGGAACAGCCAAUAAGAGCACGGUGGAGGGGAUUCACGCUGCUGUCAAACAUGCCCGUGAACUCACACCACAGGUAACUUCUGCUGCUCGGAUCCUGUUGAAAAAUCCUGGUAGCAAAGCAGCGUACGAGCACUUUGACACCAUGAAGAACCAGUGGAUCGACAAUGUAGAGAAACUCACAGGUCUGGUUGAUGAGGCCAUAGACACCAAGUCACUGCUCGACGCCUCCGAGGAAGCCAUCAAGAAAGACAUCGACAAGUGCCGAGUUGCCAUGGCGAAUGUUCAGCCCCAAAUGCUUGUUGCCGGGGCGACGAGCAUCGCGCGGCGAGCCAAUCGGGUUCUGCUGGUGGCCAAGAGGGAAGUGGAGAACUCGGAAGAUCCGCGCUUCAGGGACUUGGUGAAACACGCGUCAGAUGCCCUGUCCCACACCAUCUCCCCCAUGGUCAUGGACGCCAAGGCAGUGGCUGGCAACAUACAAGAUAAAGCAACGCAAAAGGCCUAUUUGGACUCCUGUCUGAGGAUCUUGGCUGCUGUGGGAAAGGUCAGAGAGGCCUUCCAACCUCAGGAGCUGGAUUUCCCCCCUCCACCACCUGAUCUAGAUCAGCUACAAGUAAGUGACGAGCAGGCUCCACCCAAGCCUCCCCUGCCAGAAGGCGAGGUGCCGCCCCCUCGACCUCCUCCUCCCGAGGAAAAGGAUGAAGAAUUCCCCGAGCAGAAGGCUGGGGAAGUCGUGAGUGAGCCCAUGAUGGUGGCCGCCAAACAGCUGCACGACGAGGCUCGCAAGUGGUCCAGCAAGGAGGCAGUAGAGGUAGACGAUGAAGAUGAAUUUACUGAUGGUGAGGAUGACUAUGAGCCCGAGCUCCUGCUGAUGCCCUCCAACCAGCCUGUCAAUCAACCCAUGCUGGCGGCUGCCCAGGCGCUUCACCAGGAGGCCCGCAAGUGGUCCAGCAAGGGCAACGACAUCAUCGCAGCCGCCAAGCGCAUGGCACUGCUGAUGGCUGAGAUGUCCCGGCUGGUGCGCGGCGGCAGCGGCAAUAAGCGAGCGUUGAUCCAAUGUGCCAAGGACAUCGCAAAAGCGUCGGACGAGGUGACAAGACUCGCCAAGGAAGUGGCCAAGCAGUGCACGGACAGACGCAUCAGGACAAACCUGCUGCAGGUGUGUGAGCGCAUCCCCACCAUCAGCACUCAGUUGAAGAUCCUCUCCACUGUGAAAGCAACCAUGUUGGGAAGAACAAACAUUAGUGAAGAGGAGUCCGAGCAGGCCACAGAGAUGCUGGUCCAUAAUGCCCAGAACCUAAUGCAGUCCGUGAAGGAGACGGUGAGGGAAGCUGAGGCGGCCUCCAUCAAGAUCCGCACGGAUGCAGGGUUCACCCUCCGUUGGGUGCGUAAGACCCCCUGGUACCAGUGACCCCAGCACUGACUUUGUGAACAUCAGCACACACUACAGAGGGUUAAAAAAAAAAAAAAAAAGUAGCAACAUAGACUUAGAUGGUUCUCCAUCAUCCAUGUUCAUUUAAAACUCUUCAUGUCCCUUUUUAGAGGACACGAAGGAAGCAUUUAUAUUAAUAUAUAUUUUUGCUAUGUCGAUUGCAGGUAGCUCUAUAUUUUUUGCAUGAAGAUGUUUUCUAUUUUCUAAAAGGCAACUCGAGACAUUGUGAUAGGACUUUUCUGUUUAACAGAGGUUUGUUUCUUAAUAAUGAAGUCUUGUGUGUGUGUUUGUGUGCGUGGGUGUGUAUAGAUACACUCAGCUGUGAGAGAUUCUCACCAUCUUUAAAAACGCUCAUGUUUACUUUGACAAUUAACGCUGCUGCUUGAAGACCUGUGUGUCAAUUUGAAGUUGUGACGUUAUCGUCAACAUUUCGCUUAUACUUGAACUAUGAAGUCUUCUGGAUUGGAAGUGCGUGACGAUAAAAGGUGUGAUUACAUAAAUGAGGGACUGACGAAGUAAUGAAGGAUUUGCUUAGUUUUGGCUUGUGUGCGUGACAACUCAUGAUUAUUUGUAGGGAUGGGCACCAUGAUGAAUUUUAAUUGUGUGAAAUUUACUGGUACAGUAAAUAGCCGUUUUAAUUGAUGCAUAAUGGAGUACAGUAACUGUUGGCUCAGUGUCAACUAGUUGUCUGUCUAUAGAAGAUCAACAUUAGUAGGUUGCACAUGUGUAUGCGAAGUGUACACAACUCCUCAGCAAAUUCAAUACAGCGCUGGUUCGAAAACAGGAUUAAAGAACAUUCAGAUUAUUUCAACAAAUUUCAAAUUAACAUUUUCCACAUAGCCGAUCAAAUUUCCAUCCCUAUCCAAAUGUGAAGUUUUUAUGGCUGUUUAUUGAUUUUAUUUUUUUAAUUUCGAAGCCAAAUGACGCAUUUACAGUACACCUUUUUAAAACUCGAAAAAUUCAAAGAGCACACUACCAUCAUACUUUUUAUUUUGUCUUAUUUCACAUGUAGAACAUUUAUUUUCCUGAGCAGUUGAACUGUUUGGGGAUCAUCAUGUAUCUGGAGUGGUGGCGUCACAAGAUAACAAAAUUACAUGCAAACCAACACCACUCUUAAGACAUUUUAAGCUCUUGUUUCGCUUUCACUUUAUGGUUUAUACCGUGUUUUGUUUUGUAUGCUUGCUGGGCAAAUGUAACUUUUAAAUGGAGAACCGGUGCAAGUGUGCGCAUAAGAACAUAAUAAACACGCCAUUAAAGGGACAUAAUGUAGUGAGCAUGUAGCAGCCGCUUGCUGAGAGCGACAGGGUGUAUGUACAUAACAGUAUAUAUGUACGUGUGAUGUGUCCCAUGCACCCUGAAUGUAUCCGGACAGUUUAUGGCCAUGCAAACACAUGCGCUGUUUGUGCCUUGGAAGAAUAAAAAGACUGAUUAUGAAUGACACUUUA